CAGGCUCUCGCGCCUCUAACCGUCAGCUCAGUGAACACGGCCGCAGCGAUGGCCGCGCUGCGCUUACUGAGCGUUUGGACGCUGUUAUUAACGGUUACUGUCUGCGACGGCUGGCUUUUUGACGGUUUCGCAGCCCGGAGGCACAGCGAGUCGGACGAAGUGGCUCUCUGGCCGCUGCCACAGAAGUUUCAGACGUCUGUGGAUGCUUUCAGACUGAGCUCGGCAAGCUUUCAAAUCGUUCACGCCAAAGAGUCGACGGCCGGGCCGAGCUGCAGCCUCCUCCAAAACGCCUUCCGCAGGUACUACAGUUACAUAUUCGGAAAUGGAAGGAAGCAUGGGAAGAACCUAGAGAACGUGUUUGACGCUGAUCUGGCGGAGCUUCAGGUGCAGAUCACGUCUGCGGACCCGGAGUGCGAUGGCUACCCCAGUCUAAAGUCAGAUGAGUCAUACCAACUUGAAGUGAACCAACCCACAGCUGUUCUAAAGGCAGCAAGUGUAUGGGGAGCAUUGCGAGGGCUUGAAACCUUCAGUCAACUUGUGUAUGAAGAUGACUAUGGAGGCCAAAACAUCAAUAAGACGAGUAUCUCAGACUUUCCUCGGUUUGCUCAUCGCGGCAUCUUGCUGGACUCAUCUAGACACUACCUGCCUCUCAAAGUCAUUUUGGCAAAUCUGGAAGCCAUGGCGAUGAACAAGUUCAAUGUUUUCCACUGGCACAUCGUGGAUGAUCAGUCUUUCCCCUUCCAAAGUCGCACUUUUCCCGACCUCAGUCACAAGAGGGGAGCCUACCACCCUUACACACAUGUGUAUACCCCCGCUGAUGUGAAGAUGGUCAUUGAGUUUGCUCGCAUGAGGGGCAUUCGUGUCCUUGCUGAGUUUGACUCUCCUGGACACACCUUCUCGUGGGGUAAAGGUCAGACGGGUCUUCUGACUCCAUGCUUCUCUGGCAGCAGUCCUUCGGGAACUUUCGGCCCAGUAAACCCCAUUCUGAACUCCACCUAUGACUUCAUGACCCGUUUUUUCAAAGAGGUCAGCACUGUUUUCCCUGAUGCCUACAUCCACCUGGGGGGAGACGAGGUGGACUUCUCUUGCUGGAAGUCAAACCCUGACAUUCAGAAGUUCAUGGAUCAGCAGGGCUUUGGCCAGGACUACAGAAAACUUGAAUCCUACUAUAUCCAACGGCUUCUUGACAUUGUGAGCACCACCAAUAAAGGCUACAUGGUGUGGCAGGAGGUCUUUGACAAUGGUGUUAAGCUGAAAGCAGACACGCAGAUCCAUGUGUGGAAGGAGAAGCCACCGUACCAGGAUGAAAUGGCACGGAUAACAGCGGCUGGGUUCCAAACCCUCCUCUCCUCCCCCUGGUACCUAAACCGCAUCAGCUAUGGCCAAGACUGGCUGGGCAUUUACAAGGCUGACCCUCAGAACUUCAAUGGGACCGCAGAGCAGAAGAAGCUUGUGAUUGGUGGAGAGGCUUGUCUUUGGGGGGAGUAUGUGGAUGCCACCAACCUCACCCCCCGCCUCUGGCCUCGAGCCAGUGCGGUAGGAGAGAGGCUGUGGAGUGAUGAGAAUGUGAAAGACGUCGGCAGUGCCUACGAUCGUCUGGUCAAACACCGCUGCCGCAUGGUCAGGAGAGGUAUACCUGCAGAACCUCUAUACAUUGGCUUUUGUCCUCAUGAGUACAGUGGCAAUUGAGUUCGAAAUGGGACCAUUUUUACUUCAUCAAUAUCCAUUCCUGUAAGCACUGAGACAGAACUUGAUUUUGAACUUGAUUUUGAUGAUGUAUGUAUUCUGAUGCUGCACUUUUUUUUUUUUUUUGAAAGGGCCAUCCUAUACGUAUAUUUUAGUAAACUGAAAUUUUCAGCUGUUGAUUUCAAAGGAUGGUUAGUUUAGUAUGGUCCAUUGUAAUUUUGAAAUGCAGUUGUCACAUGCUGUAUUCCACACAAAAGAAACCUCAGAUACUUCUGGGCUUAUGUCGGACAUCUGUCAAUGAUGACUUAAGUAGAGAUCGCUUUGUAUCAGUAAUUUAUUACAAUUGUCUGAUCCACUUGUUUUAAUGUGUAACUCAACAUGAGAAAUUAAUAAAUAAAAGGGAAAUUCAUCUCAAUAAAUGA
Messenger RNA from Pygocentrus nattereri (red-bellied piranha), 2108 nucleotides. It is a transcript of the gene hexb, whose product is annotated as hexosaminidase B (beta polypeptide). The record is from RefSeq and is a predicted model, not a curated record. NCBI's taxonomy places the organism in Eukaryota, Metazoa, Chordata, Actinopteri, Characiformes, Serrasalmidae. Gene Ontology annotation, biological process: ganglioside catabolic process; glycosaminoglycan metabolic process; carbohydrate metabolic process. Gene Ontology annotation, molecular function: beta-N-acetylhexosaminidase activity. Gene Ontology annotation, cellular component: membrane. Bases 49 to 1689 code for a protein of 546 amino acids. The transcript has 15 exons.